GCCCAGCCCAUUCUUUGCAUCUUUACUUGUGUUGUGUUGUGUCCCUCGUUGGCCGUAGCAGGCUAGCAGAAGCAGAUCGAUGGCGCUCUCUGGUCGCAUGGCCGCAUCCGCCCUCCUCCUGCUCCUCCUCCUCCUCGCCACAGAGAUGGGGACGCCGACGAGGAAGGUGGCGGAGGCGCGGGACUGCCUGUCCAAGAGCCACAAGUUCAAGGGCGCGUGCCUCAGCAGCAGCAACUGCGCCAGCAUCUGCCGCACCGAGAACUUCCCCGGCGGCGAGUGCAAGCUCGACUCCUUCGCGCGCAAGUGCUUCUGCAAGAGGGUCUGCUAGCUAGCCCUGCUCGCCCCCGGCCUGGCCGGCGCCGCGACGUCCGAUGCUAGCUACUCCACAUGUUGCUGGCAUCGUGUGUCCCGUAAUUUGUUCGUCAGUGUAUGAGUUCAUUCAGUACUUGUUCUUGUGUGUCCCGUGAUAAUAAAGUAGAGAAUCAAUCGGGGUCUCGAUGGUCUAGUUGGCCGUAAGUCGUGUUUUUCUUUUGCUGCUUUCUGUGUGUGUGUGUGGGGUAAUGUAACAAGGUCGCUGUUUCAGCAUGGACGGACAUGUGCAAUGCAUCUCUCUCUAUCUCUGAUU
This is a messenger RNA of Triticum dicoccoides, 625 nucleotides long. Its product is annotated as defensin-like protein CAL1. The record is from RefSeq and is a predicted model, not a curated record. Lineage: Eukaryota; Viridiplantae; Streptophyta; Magnoliopsida; Poales; Poaceae. The transcript has 2 exons. Gene Ontology annotation, biological process: defense response. The coding region runs from base 80 to 328 and encodes 82 amino acids.